CUCGGCGGAGGUAAACAAAAAAGGUGACCGCGGCUCCACGGCGCUCUGCCGCAGCCUGCCGGGAGAGGGAGGGGCGACGAGGGGGGGGCUAGCCAGGGCUCGACGCGGGACGCUCGCGCUCGUGGAUUUCCCCGCUGCCGGCACGGACGUGGCGUCGGGCGCGAAUAUGGAAUGAGACGCGAAGGCGGCUGGAAAUGGGCCGGCGUUGACGUCCGCUUCAACUUCCUCGGCUGGCGGCUCGGUUCGGACAUGGACGAGUUCCACCCGUUCAUCGAGGCGCUGCUGCCGCACGUGCGCGCCUUUGCCUACACGUGGUUCAACCUGCAGGCCAGGAAGAGGAAGUACUUCAAGAAGCACGAGAAGAGGAUGACCAAAGAAGAAGAGAGGGCGCUCAAGGAAGAACUCCUCGGCGAGAAGCCGGAGGUGAAGCAGAAGUGGGCCAGCCGCCUCCUGGCCAAACUGCGCAAGGACAUCCGACCGGAAUGCCGAGAAGACUUCGUCAUGUCCGUCACGGGCAAGAAGGCGGCCUGCUGCGUCCUGUCCAACCCCGACCAGAAGGGGAAGAUGCGACGCAUCGACUGCCUCCGCCAGGCGGACAAGGUGUGGAGGCUGGACUUGGUGAUGGUGAUCCUGUUCAAGGGGAUCCCCCUGGAGAGCACCGACGGCGAGCGGCUGGUCAAAGGCGGCCGCUGCGCCAACCCGCUGCUGUGCGUGCAGCCGCGCCACAUCUCCGUCUCCGUCAAGGAGUUGGACCUCUACCUGGCCUACUACGUGCACCGCAGAGAGGCCGAGGACGGUCCCGGUCGGGAGGACGGUCACGCCGCCGUUGCCACGGACGGGCCGGAGUUCCGCGACGCCUUCGCCACGUCGGGAGUUUUCAGCGUCACUGAGCUGGUGCAAGUGUCCAGAACGCCCGUCGUCUCGGGGGCGGGGGCCAGUUUCUCCAUCGGCGAGCUUCAAGGCCACCUGGCCUACGACGUCAACCCGGCGCUCCCUCAGCCCGUCAACACGCGGCGCCCGCUCGCCGGCGCCUCGUCCAGCGGGAGUAAGCGGCGGCGCAAGUCCGGCUCCGCGGAGGAGGAGGCGGGCAGUCCGGGAGGAGACUUUUACCACUCGCCGUCCUCUCCGGUCGGCGGCUCCAGAAUCUGGACGGGCGACGCCGAAGGAGGUGCGUCCCCUCCGGUGAAGAAGGCCGAGCCGGACGCCCCUCCGGCCCGGGAGGACUCGCCCGGACCGGGUUCCUUCGCUCAGCACCACCGGCCCGUCAUCGCCGUGCACGGCGGUCUGCCCCGUCCUCACCCGUCGUCCUCUUUGCACUUCCCGUCGUCGUCCUACUUCCCGCACGGAGCGAUCCGCUACCCUCCCCAUCUGGGGCAAGACCCCCUCAAGGACCUGGUCACCUUGACCUGCGACCCCGCCAACCCGAGCUCGGUGAGCGCCGCUUCUUCUCCUCCUCCUCCUCCUCCUCUCGAUUCAUUUGGAACUUUUUGUCGACAGAUGAACGGCAGCAACCAGCUGAAAGUGAGCGGCCAUUACCUGUCGUCUCAGAUGCUGGCGCCCAACCUGGGGCCGCCGCCGUCCCCGCUGGCCCGGCCCGCCCCGAGCGCGGACGUCAAGCCCCCCAGCACCUCCUCCGACGGGGCGGCGAGCUCCCCCGCCUCGCCCGCGUACUCGGCGCCCGGGACGCCCCCCGCCGGUCGCUCCUCCUUUGUCGGCGUCGCGACUCGAGACCCCGCCGGACUCUACCAAGCCCAGUCUUGGUAUCUGGGCAACUGAAACACUACACGACGUCCCCUACGUGUGCUCACGCCGGCGUAUAACUGUAUCGUGUACGGUAUAUACGGACUCCAAACGGCUCUGAAGAUUGGUCGCCGGACCAAUUCCCCGGGAAGGAUGUGGAGAGGCCUUUAACCCCGCCCCCCCCCCCCCCUGCAGGUGCUGCUUCUCACAUAUGCAAAUACGCUUUGCUUCUUUUCUGGAUUUCCCAAAAGACGACAACAAAAACAGCAGAGAGCGGCGUUAAACUUUAUUUUAUCCCCAGCAAGAAAGGAAAAGGAAAAGAAAAGUUUUUGACGUCGGCGAGAAAGCUUUACGUUGCUCUUGAGGAUUUUUUUUGUUGAAAUGAUUCUUCUUCUAUUUAUUAAUCAUUAAUCUUCAGGCCCCCUCCUCAACGCAGUUGAGCCCCUUUCGCACGGCGCUCCUGCCAAACGGCCGCGUCGGUUCUUCUCCUUUUUCACACAGAACCCAGCGAAGUGCAACUCGCCGAGCGGUCGCGCGACGUCAGGCCGACGCCGUGCGCGAAAAUUCCGACGUACCGUUCGCUCCGUUGCGCCGCUCCCGAUUGGCUCAGGAUCGCGGGACAUUUUGCCUUCCGACCUUUACAUCGAGCUUCCGCUGCAUUGCGGUCGUCGCGCUUGAUCUCGCGGUGAUGUGCGGUACCGACAGUGACUUUGGUUAUCCGCCACGCGAUACGGAACAGACUCACGCGUCCGUCCACCUUUUUGAGACUUCUGUUUGCUGAACGUGGAUUACGUCGGUGCGUCGGCUCACAAAAGUCACGGCAAGGUGGAGGCGGUACGCCCGGUUUUUACCACCGUCACCCAAAGUGGAAUCGGGUGUUUUUCCCCAAAGCGUAUUUUUGUGCGCACGACGACGGGACAGCGCAGUCGGCGGCCUUUUGCCCUGUUCGUCGCCCGUCCAAUCGGACGCCGGCGUGCCUCCGAACUUUUUGCCCACUUCAGCUGCGACGUUCGUCCGACGACGCUGUUGAAACGCCGACGCGCACGUUUGCUGCAAACUCUGCGUGGGAGGGGCCCGUGCGUCAAGGGAUUUGGAACAACGGCCUGAAAAAGGAAUGCCGCUUUUUAUUUGUAUUUUCAUUUUCUUUUUUUUUUUUUUUUUGGGGGGGGGGGGGGCGCUCCAUUUUGCACGAUACGUCCGAAACCACAAUAUGUGCCUUGCCUUCAGUUCAACGACAAGAAAUAAGAAUGACGACACAUUUUGGAAAGGUAACAAUACUUUUCAUGGUACUGAAAACAAAAACAAAAAAUAAAGUUGCAUGCGGGAUUGCGAAGUAGAUUAGCGGGUGCACAAACUUGCGUCGACGGGCUCAUUUAUACGCACUCAAAUUGUCCCUAUUCAUCAAUUUAUCAGCUGGGAUACGUUCCGCAAUUUAACGAGAUCACGUCAACAUCAAUUUAAAAAAGUUUGAACCCUGUUUAAACAAACACAUUUCAUGCUACUUCCCUUAUCGCCUGUUAUUACUCUGGUAUAACAUCACUUUGAGGGAAUCAAAAAAAGACUCGUUUUUUUUUUUUUUUUUUGUUGAAAUUCAUGACAAGGUGCACAUCAAACACAAGCAAGUAAAACUUUUAACCAAAGCAGAUUAUUAGAAAACGUGUGCCGCCAGAUGAAGUGAAAUGUGGAAAUAAAAAAAGACGAAUAAAAACAAAUCAGCCACAAAGCUGGAACGCGACAUUGCGGGCUUGCGCUUGCAGUGCAAACAAACGCCAUCCGCCGGGGGGCGCCGCUGACCCCCGUGUAAAAAAAAAAAAAAAAUAAAUAAAUAAAUUGAAAAAUCGUCUUCCGGGUCGCGGGUGUGCCGGGGGCAGCCCGAACCGGACGCCAGCCAGUCGCAGGGCACGCAGGCGUUCGGAUUUGAACCCGCAACCUCAGUACUGUGGGCCAAAGAAAAUUCUUCAAAAGUCAAAGGGAGGGACGCUGACCGUGAAUCCAAACCAAUAAAUUGAUCGAGCCACCAACCAGACCUCCGAUCGAUUGACCCGUUGGCCUCCCGGACUCCCGUUGAGGCGGCACGGCCGCAUGUGGAAUCCCAAAGAUUUGUCGGGACGGCGUAUAAAUGAGCCUUUCGCCGUCGGACGACGCGACACCCGAUUAGCUUAGCCUGGCGCUACCACUACGACAGACGUUUGCUGCACUUUGUAUUCCCGACAGCAGGGGGCGCCGGUGCCCGCGGGCAAAGCGCGCUGCUGUUUGCUUAGCUAAGCCGCCAACGACGGCGUGGGCCUUAGCUCCGAUCCGGCUGUUUUGAACGCCGUCCACGUCCAUAAUCAUUCAUUUUUGUGAAUUAUUUUGCAUGCGACGUUUAUGAAGCGUAUCCUCGAAUUGAAACACACCCGCGUGUCUAAAUACUUUGAAUGUAUACGGAAAGUUUGACCGGUGGCCGAGCCGCUGGCGCGCAAUUCUGACGCUAAUGAUGCUAAAGCUAACCUCUGGCAGGAGGAUAAACGUGUUUGCACAGCAGGAAAAGGGACGACGUGAACGGGAAGACUUCUUCUUUUUCUUUCGGCUUGUCCCGAUAGGGGUCGCCGCAGCGUGUCCUCGGAGAGGAAAAACGGCCCAAAUGACGUCGUGAUUCCCGCAGGGGGAUUUUCGUGCCCCCGCCCGCACCGACGCUAACGUCGAGUUGCGUUUUGCAACGUCGUCCUUUGCAAUCACGAUCAGAAAUUAUUUGGAUGGUUCGAAGCCAAAAACAGUUGCACGUGGACUCCACGAAAGUCACUUCGCAAAUGUAGCCGUGUCUUAUGUUUUUGGGAUUAUUAUUUUGGUUUGUCUUCUCGUACAUUUCGGGGCAAAACUGCGCAAGGAAACGAUGAAAACGGGUUGCUAGCCGCAUCGCGCUCAUCCCAACAAGUUGGCGAGACGUCAUUUUGUUGUGGGUUUUUUUUUUUUUUUUAUCAUAAAUUGAAACAAAAAAAAAGCAAUUGACCUUUGAAUGCGCAAUCGAAAAUGAAAAUUAAUUGAGUCACUGAAUGACUAGUUUGAUUGUUAGCAUUUUUGAUGAAUUUUUGGGAGAUUUUAUUAAGAAAGACUCAGACAAAUUGUUUCAUUUCUAUUUCCGUAGCGCUUAUCCUCACGAGGGUCGCGGGCGUGCCUGAGCCCAUCCCAGCUUCGAUUAACGCAUGUUUCGGGGAUGCGGGAGGGAAGUCAGGCCGGCACUGGGGAGAACGUCCAACCUCCACGCAGGCGGGGCCGGGAUUCGAACCCGGGUCCUCACAACCGCCGAGGCGGACGCCACCCUCGUUUUUAUUUAUUCUACAUAUUUAAUGUACAUUUUUACGAUGAAUUUGAAUCAUUCAGAAAUCGACUGAGCAAUUCAUUUCUUUUGAAAAUGGAAAUGAAAUGAAGGAUGGCCACAUUUUUAGCUUCAUUCUUGGAUGGACGACGUCAAUUUUCUCCUUAAUUCCAAAAGAAACGGCGACUCCACGACGGAUGAAUGCCAACAACAAUAACUGCCCUUUGCAAACGUCAAACAUUUGGAGUCGUGCCAGUGGUUCUUCGGUGGCGUUCACGCCGACAAACGUAUUUUCCGCUUAGCAAAUGAACAUUUUUUGAAAAAGACACGUCGCUGUUGAAGAACGAUUCGAUUUGGGAGGCCAAAAAUUCCAGUUAGUCCUCGUCGUGCCUGCCGCCCGUUUAUUUAUUUAUUUUUUUUUCCUUCGCACGCUUGCAAACGGGCUCGCCGGGGGGGGGGGGGGGUUGCCGAGGGCGAAAAGGGCUGCAGCUUUGCCGCCGCCGCCGCUGCAACCAAACAAACAAACGCAAAAAUGUGAAUAGUCAACCUUUAUUUGCAUGAUGUGUCAAUUGUAAGAAGAGGAAGUGACACGUUUGGACUUCCCGUCAUGUGAUGACGACGAUGAUGUCACGGGAAGAGCGUUGGCAUUCGGUCAGCGCUGACGGAUUGUUGACUUUACGUAUGAUUGCCUAUGCAAAACCAAGCCAUCAAUAAAGAAGCUACACGACGACCGCUCACGUUUGUAGUGCCAAA
This is a messenger RNA of Syngnathoides biaculeatus (alligator pipefish), 5788 nucleotides long. RefSeq names its product nuclear factor 1 C-type-like. The coding region runs from base 172 to 1776 and encodes 534 amino acids. Gene Ontology annotation, biological process: regulation of transcription by RNA polymerase II. Gene Ontology annotation, molecular function: DNA-binding transcription factor activity, RNA polymerase II-specific; RNA polymerase II cis-regulatory region sequence-specific DNA binding. The record is from RefSeq and is a predicted model, not a curated record. NCBI's taxonomy places the organism in Eukaryota, Metazoa, Chordata, Actinopteri, Syngnathiformes, Syngnathidae. Gene Ontology annotation, cellular component: nucleus. The transcript is spliced from 12 exons.